UGUUUCCCAUUGACUUGGCCAAGACCCGCCUGCAGAACCAGCAAAACGGAUCACGCCUCUACACCAGCAUGUCUGACUGUCUUAUCAAGACCAUCCGCUCAGAGGGAUACUUCGGGAUGUACAGAGGGUCUGCGGUGAACCUAACCCUGGUCACGCCAGAGAAAGCCAUCAAGCUAGCAGCAAAUGACUUCUUCAGACAAUACCUCUCCAAGGAUGGUCAGAAGCUCACCCUGGUCAAGGAGAUGCUGGCGGGGUGUGGGGCAGGUACAUGUCAGGUUAUCGUCACGACUCCUAUGGAGAUGUUGAAGAUUCAGCUUCAAGAUGCUGGGAGAAUUGAGGCCCAGAGGAAGCUGAUGCCAGAGACAAUAGUACCAGGGACCGUGCCGACAAAGUCCCCCACCGCCAUGCAGCUGACCAGGGAACUACUUAAAGAGAAGGGCAUCGCUGGGCUGUACAAGGGCCUAGGGGCCACACUGCUCAGAGAUGUUCCAUUCUCCAUCAUCUACUUCCCUCUGUUUGCCAACCUGAACACCCUGGGGAAGAGAGGAGCGGAGGGCCCCGCCCCUUUCUACGUGUCAUUCCUGGCAGGCUGUCUGGCUGGCAGCACGGCCGCCGUGGCUGUCAACCCUGUAGAUGUGAUUAAGACCAGGAUCCAGUCUAUGAACAGGGGGAGUACAGAGGAAACGUACAGUGGGGUGACUGAUUGUAUCAGUAAAAUAAUGAAGAACGAGGGUCCUUCAGCGUUCCUGAAGGGGGCGUACUGCCGUGCCCUGGUCAUCGCGCCCUUAUUUGGUAUCGCCCAGGUGGUCUACUUCUUCGGCGCGGGAGAAUACAUCCUCAGCUUCCUGCCUGGCAACUAAGUGACAAGAACGUCAACCAUUCAGAUCUCUGCCUUUCCCUCCUCCCUUACAAAAUCACAACUACUUCAUGCACGGACCACACACCUCUAGGAUCCAGUCCCCUCUAGGAUCCAGUCACCUCUAGGAUCCAGUCCCCGCUAGGAUCCAGUCACCUCUAGGAUCCAGUCCCCGCUAAGAUCCAGUCACCUCUAGGAUCCAGUCCCCUCUAGGAUCCAGUCCCCUCUAGGAUCCAGUCCCCUCUAGGAUCCAGUCACCUCUAGAAUCCAGUCACCUCUAGGAUCCAGUCCCCUCUAGGAUCCAGUCACCUCUAG
Molecule: messenger RNA, 1171 nt
Organism: Oncorhynchus masou masou (cherry salmon)
Lineage: Eukaryota; Metazoa; Chordata; Actinopteri; Salmoniformes; Salmonidae
Product: mitochondrial glutamate carrier 1-like
Exons: 9
Coding region: 69-860 (263 amino acids)
Biological process (GO): malate-aspartate shuttle; aspartate transmembrane transport; L-glutamate transmembrane transport
Molecular function (GO): L-aspartate transmembrane transporter activity; L-glutamate transmembrane transporter activity
Source: RefSeq, a predicted model, not a curated record